Messenger RNA from Argentina anserina (silverweed cinquefoil), 1121 nucleotides. Its product is annotated as bZIP transcription factor 44-like. Gene Ontology annotation, biological process: positive regulation of DNA-templated transcription. Gene Ontology annotation, molecular function: transcription cis-regulatory region binding; DNA-binding transcription factor activity. The record is from RefSeq and is a predicted model, not a curated record. The transcript has a single exon. Lineage: Eukaryota; Viridiplantae; Streptophyta; Magnoliopsida; Rosales; Rosaceae. The coding region runs from base 441 to 908 and encodes 155 amino acids. Gene Ontology annotation, cellular component: nucleus.
CCUACCAUAGAAACUCGGUCUCUCUAUCUCUAUCUUUCUCUCUUCCACUGGUUCUGAAAACUUGUGUGUUCUUAAAGCUUUGAUUGUUGUGUUUUCUCAUACACCAAUAAAGCUCUCGAUCUUAGUUUGUUCCUAGCUUCUGUAAUGCUUAAUAUAUACAUAUACAGCUCUUCAUGUUUGAGCUAGAUUGAUGUCUCCUGUACUCAGUGAAGUCCUCCUCUCUGGGUUUAUGAUAAACUCUACACUCAGACGCAGGACUCAUUUAGUUCAAUCCUUCUCUGUUGUCUUCCUCUACUGGUUCUACGUGUUUUCAUGAACAACUGCCUACAAAACCAAACUCGUCAUUUAUAAACUAGCUUUGCACCACAUUUUAUAGAUUACCCUAGCCUGUUUCUUAUUCAAGUAUCAGUUUUUAUUGGUUUUACAUAAUUAGAUUCUGCAUGGCUACUUCUAGUGGAAACUCAUCUACCUCCAGCGCGCUUCAGAUUAUGAACUCCGGCUCCGAUCAAGAGGGUCUUCAUCAGGUCAUGGACCAGAGGAAGAGGAAGAGAAUGAUGUCGAAUAGAGAAUCGGCCCGCCGGUCUCGGAUGAGAAAGCAGGAGCACCUGACUGAUCUGACGGCUCAAGUUGGUCUGUUGAGAAAGGAGAACAACCAAGUCCUACAAAGCAUCAAUGUCACAAACCAGCUCUACCUGAACAUUGAGGCUGAGAACUGUGUGCUCAGAGCCCAGGUGGGUGAGCUCACUAACAGGUUACAGAGUCUGAAUGACAUCGUGGACUGCAUUGACUCGACCAAAUGGAUUUUGGAGAAUGAAGAAGAUAUGAGUGCACAGUUUGGUGGUGAUGAGUUUCUUAAUCCAUGGAAUAAUCUUUGCUUCAAUCAACCGGUUGACAUGUUCAUGUGCUGAAGCUAAACUUAAUUAAUUGGGCUAAUUUGUUCGGUUAAUAAUGUUUUUUUUUUCCUUUCGAGUUAAACUAAUGGAAGAUACAUGUCACUAGGAAGAACCCACGGUAUGUGAAAAUUUGUUCUUAUUAGAUGAGCCAAGAAUUUUGGAUUUGUAGUCGAUCAAUCUUAUAUGGGUUUGUUGAAAUCAAUGGAAAAUAAAGAAGUGGAAACUCUU